Messenger RNA from Mus musculus (house mouse), 4794 nucleotides. RefSeq names its product potassium channel, subfamily K, member 1 (gene Kcnk1). The transcript has 4 exons. Lineage: Eukaryota; Metazoa; Chordata; Mammalia; Rodentia; Muridae. The record is from RefSeq and is a predicted model, not a curated record. Gene Ontology annotation, biological process: regulation of postsynaptic membrane potential; sodium ion transmembrane transport; cellular response to acidic pH. Bases 3508 to 4494 code for a protein of 328 amino acids. Gene Ontology annotation, molecular function: sodium channel activity; protein heterodimerization activity; identical protein binding. Gene Ontology annotation, cellular component: brush border membrane; dendrite; apical plasma membrane.
CCUGUCCUCAAGGGUCACAAUCCUGGACUGCUGAUGGCCCCUGCCUGAGAGAGACUUCAAAGGAAUAGAAAGAAAUGGGUCUUGAAAAUGGAAAUCAGGAGCUGAAGAAACACCUAAGUUGCAGGGUUUUUUUUUUUGUUUGUUUGUUUGUUUUUGUUGUUUUGAGCAUUUGUCACAACAAUGAUAAUGAGCAACCAAAAAGGAAUAGAAGGGAGAAGAGAGAUCAUCUAUGAGAACUGCUGUGUGUGCACACGCAUGUACACACGUGUGUGCAUGUACAUGUGUGUGUGCAUGCUCACAUGCACAUACAUAUUCUGGAGGACAAACAGGACAACCUCAGCUGUCUUUCCUUAGGUGCUCAUCACCUUGUCUUUUGAGGCAGGGUCUCUCACAGGGCUGGAACUCAUGCCAAGUAGGCUAAACUGGCUGCCCAGCCAGUACCAUGGCUCUGCUAGUCUCCUCCUCCGAAGCAUUAGGGUACAAGCAUGGACCACUCAUCUAAAAGAAAAAUGUCUAAUGAUGACCUUUGAAAGCCAAGAUGCUCCUUGUUCCAGGUGUUUAUUAGAGUGUAACAAGUUAAUACAAGACUGGGUGACUUAAGACAAGAACCUCUCAUGACUCAGGCAGGGCUCAGAUGAGAGAUUUGUGUAGUCCAGAGGACACACGCAGAUACUAGUCCAGUGGAUUCUGGGUUUGAAGUUUGGGGGAAAACUACAGCCCUAUUUUGCUGUGUCACUGAAUGAUCGAUCAGGAGGUUGGACUCAAAUGAACUACCCACCUGACACAUACAUGUGGCCUUCCCACCGAGGUUCAAGGUUCCCUGACUGGACGAGUGUUCCAGGGGUCAAGGUCAGCAGCUUCGGUUUUUAUGUCCUUCCCUUAGAAGUCACACAGUGUUUUCUUUAAUGAAGUCCGCUGGUUGGGACAGUCUCGGGCAACCCAGUCUCAAGCACAGAAGACCCAGCUCUGCCUUUUUAUAAGAGGAGUCUGAGAAUUUGCCAACACCUGUGUUAAGGUCCCUACCUGCUGCAUGUGUGUUUGUGUGCAUGAGGAAGCCACCAUACCUGGACACGCAGUAUCACUAUCAUCGCAGCAUCCAGGACACUGGGAGAGUUGUGGGCUUCGGAGAAGGAAGAAGCACCCGACCCCCACACACCAGAGACACUAGCAGGAACCGGUAACCCGGGCCCCUCAGGUGGAGGAGGCAUCUUGAAGCGGCAGCAGCAGGGAACAACAGAGAGGAGGGUAACACUGUGAGGGCAGGAGGCCUCUGAUGGUAUAUCCUCCAGGGAAUGACAACCCCAAGGACAAACAGGGCAGGUGAGCAUAGCUUAGCAUCUCACAGGACAGUGUGUGAGGAGGAAAGGACGGCUGAGCGUGACUCGGGUUCUCAGAGAGCUGGAGCGCAGCUCUGUGUCUCAGAAAGCAAACACCCAAUGUGGUGGGUUACUGUUUCCCCUAGAAAACAAGAUGUGUUUGUCCUUGGGAGAGGGGAAGAAGGAAGAAAUGGAUGACCAAUGGGGGGACUUUGAAAUACAGAGAGUGAUGUGGAGGGAUCUCUGAGGAAGGCAGGAGGUGAGAUUAUUCACUAAAAUUAAAAAAAAAAAAAAAGAGUAAAUCUGCUGCACACUCUCUAUGAAUAUAUGACUUCUAAGAACGUCUGUUCAGUAGGCAGAUGAUGGAAUUUUCCAAGUAUUUAGAUUAAUUCGGAUUUACUUUAAUGCUUUCUCUUACUGAUAUCAUCUACCAUAGAUGAGGAGUAUUUUUUUUUAAUAUAAGAAAUUGAAGCUACCUCUCUCCUCUACUUCCCCACAAACAGCUGCUGGAGGCAGUUCUACUUCUACAUGUUAGCCUGCUUUGCAGACACAGUUCUGUUACAGGGUACAGCAUAAACGGUUCGCAUAUUUGAGAUUCCAGACAGCUGUGCUUACGUCUGCAUAGUCUUCAAAUUCAUCUUUAAAGAUCAGAUGUCAUCUUGGCUGGGGAACGGUUCAGCAGUCCAGGUGCUAACCACGGUCCCGGCAACCGGAGUCCAUUCCCGGAGUUCAUUGGAGACAUUGAUAAUAAUGAUAAUGCUAUGAUGAUGAUGAUGAUGCUUCAACAUUUUUUUUUUUAAUUCGAGUCCUGAGUGUCUGACCACAAGUCUGGGUACCCAAGUACUUUACCACUACGUCAUCUUUCCUGCUCCCAUUCCCCUAGUUAGGAGCCUUUAGAAUGUCCCUGACUCUUGACUCCAUGUGCAUGUAAUGACAAAAAUACACCUCUGUGUGUGGAGUGGUGGUUUGAAUGAAAAUGGCCCCCACAGGCUCAUAGGGAGUGGCGCUAUUAGGAGGUGUAGCCUUGUUGGAGGAAGUGUGUCGCAGGGGAUUGAGCUUUGAGGUUUUAAAUGCUCACGCUGACCCAGUUUUAUUCUUUCUCUCUCUCUCUCUCUCUCUCUCUCUCUCUCUCCUGUUUGCCAAUCCAGAUGUAGAACACUCCGCUCUUUCUCCAGUAUCAUGUCUGCCUGUGUGCCACCAUGUUCCCAGUCAUGAUAAUUAUAGACUAAACCUCUAAAACCGUAAACCAGACCCAGGUAAAUAUUUUCCUUUAUGAGAACGGCUGUGGUCAUGGCGUCUCUUCACAGCAAUAAAAACCUAAGACAAUAGGUAUGAUGUAUGGCACGAUAUAUAAGACAGGAUACAGCUAUGCUGAGUCUUAUGUAUGUGACUGUCAUCCUUCUCUAGGAAGUGUCACAGAGUCAGGUCCUCCACCCCCACCCCUAGAAGCACACAGCUAGACUCUAGAAGCACACGGCUGCACAUGUCUAUGCAGAAAUGUAGAACCCAACCUCAUCCACCAUCAGUUCCUCCGUGCCCUAGCGCACAUUUCCAUUUCUGUCUCCUGACCACGAAGUCCUUAAAGUUUGGGGUAUUGUUUAGGCUAAAAUCCAGAAGCUGUGUUUUCCUGUUCCAGGUGGAGGAUGGGGUCAGGAGAGGAUUCAAGUAGCUUUUUAGAAAGAGGUUCAUUGUAUUUUCAAUAGUCUGGGCAGCAAAUGGCUUAGCUGUCCAGUCAACAAGACAGAGGAAGACAGGAUCUAUCUGUACCCUUGGUAUUUGGCUAUAGUAGCUUUAAUCAGGAGGAAUGCCUGGGGGGACAAAAGUAGCUAGGACGGGGGUUACGGUGGCGCGCGCGCGCGCGCGCACACUCUCUCUCUCUCUCUCUCUCUCUCUCUCUCUCUCAGCUCAGGCCUGCUGACUGCACUGGGGAAGGGAAGAGGGAGCCAGGCAGCCUCCGGGUGGCCUGGCCAGGGUCUGGCGCCACCAAACCUGCACUUUCCGGUUUCGGAAGCCAGGUAGGGGGCGCGGGCAGCCAGCAGCUCCCGCCAAGUGGGUGAGAGCGCUCCGCCCGACCAACUCCCGCUACCUGAGCCGGCCACCACGUCACCGCCACAUCAUCUGGCCUCUUGUAUUUGCACGAAACCAGGAAAGGGAGCGGCGGCGGGAGGCGCGGAGCGCGGGCGCCGGGAAGAUGCUGCAGUCCCUGGCCGGCAGCUCGUGCGUGCGCCUGGUGGAGCGGCACCGUUCGGCCUGGUGCUUCGGCUUCCUGGUGCUGGGCUACCUGCUCUACCUGGUGUUCGGCGCCGUGGUCUUCUCGUCCGUGGAGCUGCCUUAUGAGGACCUGCUGCGCCAGGAGCUGCGCAAGCUGAAGCGGCGCUUCCUGGAGGAGCACGAGUGCCUGUCGGAGCCGCAGCUGGAGCAGUUCCUGGGCCGCGUGCUGGAGGCCAGCAAUUAUGGAGUGUCGGUGCUCAGCAACGCCUCGGGAAAUUGGAAUUGGGACUUCACCUCGGCGCUCUUCUUCGCCAGCACCGUGCUCUCCACCACAGGCUAUGGCCACACGGUGCCCCUGUCAGAUGGGGGCAAAGCCUUCUGCAUCAUCUACUCUGUCAUCGGCAUCCCGUUCACCCUCCUCUUCCUGACGGCCGUGGUCCAGCGUGUCACCGUGCAUGUCACCCGCAGACCAGUCCUCUACUUCCACAUACGCUGGGGCUUCUCCAAGCAGGUGGUGGCCAUUGUCCAUGCCGUUCUGCUGGGAUUUGUCACCGUUUCCUGCUUCUUCUUCAUCCCAGCCGCCGUGUUCUCUGUGCUGGAGGAUGACUGGAACUUCCUCGAGUCUUUUUACUUCUGUUUCAUCUCCCUGAGCACCAUCGGCCUGGGGGACUAUGUUCCAGGGGAAGGCUACAACCAGAAGUUCCGAGAGCUGUACAAGAUCGGAAUCACGUGUUACCUGCUCCUCGGACUCAUCGCCAUGCUGGUUGUCCUGGAGACCUUCUGUGAACUCCACGAGCUGAAGAAGUUCAGGAAGAUGUUCUACGUGAAGAAAGACAAGGACGAAGACCUGGUUCACAUCAUGGAGCACGACCAGCUGUCCUUCUCCUCCGUCACUGAGCAGGUGGCUGGCCUGAAGGAGGAGCAGAAGCAAAAACCCAGAAUUGCUACCACAAGCUGGGAGGCCUAACAAACUCAAGAGAAAAUCGGUACGAUAUUCUGUUCCUGUAUACAUUUCUACCCUCUUGCAACGGUGUAGGACCAGACAACAAGUGAGGAAGAGAGUUGGUGAGAAGGUGAAUCUAUUUGGACUGGAAGGCAUACCACCACUUCUACCCACUUCACAGGUCUGGAGGGCAUACCACCAUUUCUACCCACCUCACACUAAAGCACAAUGGCAGUCCCCCUCUCCCCUGAACAGAUUAUGUCAGGUUAAUCUGAGAAUUCUACAUUUAGAAUCUGAAAUCAAUAAAAUCAUGGCAGAUGGCAA